Molecule: messenger RNA, 549 nt
Organism: Rhipicephalus sanguineus (brown dog tick)
Lineage: Eukaryota; Metazoa; Arthropoda; Arachnida; Ixodida; Ixodidae
Gene: mRpL20
Product: 50S ribosomal protein L20
Exons: 5
Coding region: 82-534 (150 amino acids)
Biological process (GO): translation; ribosomal large subunit assembly
Cellular component (GO): ribosome
Molecular function (GO): rRNA binding; structural constituent of ribosome
Source: RefSeq, a predicted model, not a curated record
UUCUACACCUCGUUUAGAAUAGUUGUUCUCCGACACUGCGCAGCGCACGUGUGGAGUCAUUGGAGUCUCGAAACUGGCGGUAUGGUUUUCCUCAGCGCAGUCAACUUUGGGCGCAAGGUAAAAAGCGGCGCCAGCAAAUUCUGGAAAAGGCAGCGCAUCUUCCAGAUCUCUGCGAACUUCUAUGGCAGGCGGCGCAACUGCUAUCGGCUGGCGAUACGCAGUGUCCAGAAAGCACUGAUUCACUCACAGGAAGGACGGCAAGCCAGACGUGACGAGCUGCAUCGGAUAUGGAAGAUUCGCACAGAAGCAGCAUCCCUCGAACAUGGCAUUUCCUAUGAACCAUUUUACAUCAACCUGGCCAAGUGCCGCCUUGCCUUGGAUCGUCAUAUGUUGGCUGACCUAGCCUACACGGAGCCUCGCACAUUCAAGGGCCUUGCUACCCUCGCACGCUUUAUGCGCAGCAUUGAAGCUGUGGACGAGACGUCAGCUUUGCAGGAGCGUCCAGAAGGCGUCAUCACUCGGGGCAUGCUCUGAGAAAUUGUGCAAACU